GAGCAAAAUGUUGUGUUUUGCAUCGAAAUCAACGUUUGCGUGGUAAAAAUUUCUGAUGAUAGUACAUAAUCCUCUGGCAAGAUAAUGGCCGCCACUAUCAAGUGGCGAUCGUUACUUUGCGAUUACAAUCAACUGCAGCUAAAGGCCACCCUACUAGGAGGACAGAGCUUCCGCUGGAAAAAUUUUAAACCUACCGCAUUGGACCAGCAUGAAACCGAAUUCAUUGGCGUGUUUGCCAACAUCGUGUGGGUGUUACGACAAACGGAGCGCGAGCUACAGUACCGUAUCGUCGGUGAGCAGCCGUACCCGAACAAAGCGAACAGAGACGUAACAAAAUCACCCAUCCCCGAGCCGCAGCAGCCCCCGGGCAAUGUGCGAAACCUUGCCGAAGUGCGCUUGAAGGUGGCCGAACCGUCCGAGUAUGCCACCGGGGGAGAGUUGUUGUAUCCGGCCAGCUAUUACGAACAGCUGCUGCGCAUCUACUUCCGCCUAGACGUAGACCUCGAGCAGCAGUACCAGCAAUGGAUCCAGUGCCACGAACACUUUGCCACCAGUGCGGCCAAAUUCUAUGCCGUCCGGCAGCUGGAUCAGGAUCCGGUGGAGAAUCUGUUCUGCUUCAUCUGUUCGCAGAACAAUAACAUCGCACGCAUCUCGGACAUGGUGGAAAAGCUUUGCCGCAACUAUGGGGAGAAAAUCUGCGAACACGAAGGUACCUGCUACUACAAUUUCCCAUCGGUGAGCUCGCUCGCUGACCCCACAGUAGAGGGGCAGCUGCGCGAGCUCGGCUUCGGCUACCGGGCCAAAUACAUUCAACGGUCGGCGGAGAAAAUUCUUCAGCUCGGCGAUCUGGAAUGGUUCCGGCAGCUCUGCCAGCUUGAUUACAAAGCGGCUCACAAGGAGCUGGUGUCGCUGCCCGGCAUCGGGCCGAAGGUGGCCGACUGCAUCUGUCUUAUGUCGCUGGGGCACCUGCAGGCCAUACCGGUCGAUACGCACGUGUUUCAGCUAGCGAAACAUUACCUGCCGGCGCUGAACAUAUCGAAGAACGUGACCGAUCGGCAGUACGUCACGGUGGCGGACAAGUUUCGCGAGGUUUAUGGGCCUUACGCGGGCUGGGCCCAGACGGUGCUGUUCUGUUCCGAUCUGCGCCAGUUUCGCGAACGUACCAAGCGCAACGGGAAGCGUGAGAAUUCUUCCAAGCUGAAGAAAAAGCGCAAAAAGAAAGGCUAAAGAAUGGGCAAGAUGAUACGUUUAAAAAUGACACUUGUUUUAUUGAAUA
Anopheles coluzzii is the source of this 1276-nucleotide messenger RNA. RefSeq names its product N-glycosylase/DNA lyase (gene Ogg1). The record is from RefSeq and is a predicted model, not a curated record. Gene Ontology annotation, biological process: nucleotide-excision repair; base-excision repair, AP site formation; base-excision repair. Gene Ontology annotation, molecular function: damaged DNA binding; 8-oxo-7,8-dihydroguanine DNA N-glycosylase activity. Gene Ontology annotation, cellular component: nucleus. The transcript is spliced from 3 exons. The coding region runs from base 85 to 1227 and encodes 380 amino acids. NCBI's taxonomy places the organism in Eukaryota, Metazoa, Arthropoda, Insecta, Diptera, Culicidae.